Pongo pygmaeus (Bornean orangutan) is the source of this 150-nucleotide messenger RNA. Its product is annotated as putative ribosomal protein eL39-like 5. The transcript has a single exon. NCBI's taxonomy places the organism in Eukaryota, Metazoa, Chordata, Mammalia, Primates, Hominidae. Gene Ontology annotation, cellular component: ribosome; cytosolic large ribosomal subunit. Gene Ontology annotation, molecular function: structural constituent of ribosome. Gene Ontology annotation, biological process: translation. Bases 1 to 150 code for a protein of 49 amino acids. The record is from RefSeq and is a predicted model, not a curated record.
AUGUCUUCCCACAAGACUUUCGGGAUUAAGCAAUUCCUGGCCAAGAAACAAAAGCAAAAUCGUCCCCAGUGGAUUUGGAUGAAAACUGGUAAUAAAAUCAGGUACAACUCCAAUAGGAGACAUUGGAGAAGAACCAAGCUGGGCCUAUAA